GCACGGCGGAAUAGCAUCGGCACUGUGGGACCACGAGAAAAUUGGGGGUGGUGGGUUGUGUGUGGUGAAGUUGGGACACAGAAGCUAACGUUGUAUCGCUGAUCAAGGGCAGUUUCAAGGACAACGCCAUACUCAUCGCAUUCUGAAAGCUGUGGGGCUUGAGGCCAUCCAUAAAAGGCUGUGUUUUGAAGGUUGCAGCUGCAGCCUGAAGGUGCUAAAAUGAGUGCAAAGUCAGGGAAUCAAUUUGAGGCUUUAAAAAUGAGUGAUGACAGUGGAGAGGAAGACAGGGAGCUGAAAGUUGGUCAUAAACUGCCUCCUCUGGAGAUCCCACCACACCAUCACAAGCUGCAGCAUGUGCACUGCUUGUGGUUCACGGCACGUUCGCCAGGCAACAAACACUCAGCCAGCUUUGACCAGAACCUCAAGCUGGUUGGAAGGUUUGGCUCAGUGGAGCAGUUCUGGUCGAUAUACGGGCACUGUGUCAGGCCACAUGACAUGAAGGGCCACAGUGACUACCACCUCUUCAAGGAGGGCAUCAAACCCAUGUGGGAGGACGACGCCAACAGUCGCGGCGGGAAGUGGAUCGUGCGGCUGCGCAAAGGCCUGGCGUCGCGCUGCUGGGAGAACCUGGUGCUGGCGCUGCUCGGCGAGCAGUUCAUGGUGGGAGAGGAGAUCUGCGGCGCCGUGGUCAGCGUGCGGCACAUGGAGGACAUCAUCUCCGUGUGGAACCGCACGGCCGCCGACACACCCACCACCGCCCGCAUCCGGGACACGCUCAAGCGCGUGCUCAACCUGCCGCACAACACCAUCAUGGAGUACAAAACGCACACGGACAGUCUCAGAGACAACUCUAGCUUCCGCAACACGGAUCUGUUCGUCAAGUAAGCGUCCACCGGAGUGGAGUGGCAUGCUGACAUCUAGCGGCUGGUGAUAGAAGCUUCGACGUCUCCCGGUGUCUGGUGCCUCUCGGCCUCUGUCCAAUGGUGCGCCUCGCGCGCGACAGUCAUCAAAUACACUUGUUUUUACGCAUGA
Messenger RNA from Pollicipes pollicipes, 1032 nucleotides. Its product is annotated as eukaryotic translation initiation factor 4E type 2. Gene Ontology annotation, cellular component: eukaryotic translation initiation factor 4F complex; cytoplasm. Gene Ontology annotation, biological process: translational initiation. Gene Ontology annotation, molecular function: translation initiation factor activity; RNA 7-methylguanosine cap binding. Lineage: Eukaryota; Metazoa; Arthropoda; Thecostraca; Pollicipedomorpha; Pollicipedidae. The transcript is spliced from 7 exons. The coding region runs from base 220 to 885 and encodes 221 amino acids. The record is from RefSeq and is a predicted model, not a curated record.